AUGGAGGCCCUGGCGCGGGACCACGGCGUGAACACGUUCCAGAUGAACAUGGCGUACAAAGACCUGAUGAUGCUGCGCGACGCCGAGCUCUACCAGAGUCUGCAAACCUGUAAAGACAUCGGCGCCAUCGCCCGGGUCCACGCCGAGAACGGAGAGCUGGCAGCAGAGGGCACAAAGGAAGCUCUGGAGCUGGGGAUCUCUGGACCUGAAGGGAUCGAGAUCAGCCGCCCAGAGGAGCUGGAGUCAGAAGCCACGCACAGAGCCAUCACCAUCGCACACAGAGCUCACUGCCCCAUCUACCUGAUCAACGUGUCCAGCACCGCGGCCGGAGACAUGAUCGCUGCUGCCAAGAUGCAAGGUACUCUACUAAAGCUGGGAUUGUAA
Molecule: messenger RNA, 384 nt
Organism: Knipowitschia caucasica
Lineage: Eukaryota; Metazoa; Chordata; Actinopteri; Gobiiformes; Gobiidae
Source: the annotation of a GenBank genome assembly